Nicotiana tabacum (common tobacco) is the source of this 2394-nucleotide messenger RNA. The record is from RefSeq and is a predicted model, not a curated record. Lineage: Eukaryota; Viridiplantae; Streptophyta; Magnoliopsida; Solanales; Solanaceae.
CUUAGCUUGUGAAUCAUGGGUUUCUGGGUCUUGGAUUUAGAUAUUGGUUUUGAGAUCUAUAUAAAUAUGGUGUAUGUCGAGCGACACAUUUAACAUUGUUAUUGCCUUAUUUCUGUUUUUAAAUUGUUUUACUUUUGCAAGUUUUGGUUAUCUUCCACAAGUUUUGGUUAUCUUACGCAAGUUUAGGCUUACCUAGUCGUAGAGACUAGGUGCCGUCAUGAUGGUUCACGAAGGGCGAACUGGGGGCAUGACACAUUGUCCAGCAUCUGGGUCAGUAGUGCUGAAUCAAGUUAAAGAUAUAAAAUUUACUCUCGGCCAAUCAAGUGAAGGGGUAAGUGGGGUGAUGAAAAACACAUGGAAAAAGAGAAGUAUUUUUUUCGAUCAUCCUUAUUGGAAAUUUAACUUGGUGCGCCAUAAUCUUGAUGUGAUGCACAUAGAAAAGAAUGUGUGCGAUAACUUAAUUUAUACACUAUUGAAUCUUGGUAAAAAGUCUAAAGACAACUUAGAAGCUCGAUUGGACUUGAAGGAUAUGAAAAUAAGACCAAGAUUAUGGCCUCAAUAUCGAGCUAGUGGGAGAGCAUAUACUCCUGCUACUUUUUUCACAAUGUCUCAACAUGAAAAGGAGUUAUUUUAUGAAGUACUACACAAUGCCAAGUUUCCAGAUGGCUAUAGGUAUAAUAUUUCAUGUUGCAUUCGCAAACGAAAGUUAUCUGGGCUAAAAACUUAUGAUUGUCAUGUUAUAAUGCAAGAACUUCUUCCUCUUGCCUUGCGGAAAUCAGUAGAUAAAAGAGUAAGUUCAAUUUUAAUUGAACUAUGCACAUUCUUUCGUGUUUUGUGUAGCAAAGAGCUAAAACUAGAAGAGUUAAACCUACUUGAAGAAAAAAUCCUAGAAACAUUGUCUACUAUGGAGAAACUCUUCCUCCCAGGAUUCUUUACUGUUAUGAUACACUUGGUUAUUCACUUGGCAACUGAGGCUAAACAUGCGGGACCAGUACAUUAUCACUGGUUGUAUCCAAUUGAGAGGUAUUGGGUACUUUAAAAUCAUAUGUUCAUAAUCGUGCAUGUCCAAAAGGUUCAAUAGCGGAAGCAUACAUAGCAAAUGAGUGUAUGACAUUCUGCUCACAUAUUUAGAGGGUGGAGAUUCAAGGUCUUAUUGUUCAAGAAAAUGGAGUGAUGAAAUUGAGCAUGAGACUAAUAAAGAAGAAUCUCUUUUUCCUACUGUUGGGGAGUCGUACAGUAGAGUAGAUGUAUUUGAGUUGGAUGACAAAACAUGGUUGCAAGCACAUCGGCAUGUGCUUUUCAAUCUUGAAUCAGAAGUGGUUGAGAAUUAUAAAAAGAACAUAUCGUUGAUAUCAAAAGAGCACAUCGUAGGCGUCGUUUGCCACAACAUCAACUUGAUCGUGUGCAUUUCGAUACAUUUCAUGAGUGGUUCAAGGAGCAAGUAAAUAGUAGGACUAAGUCAUUAUUUACGUUAAAUUAUUAUCCUUGUACAAAUAUCCACAUUUAUAGUUGUAUCUUUUAUUUGGUUAGGUAAAGGAGUUGGAAGCCACGUCUAAUAUCUUAAAGGAUGUUAAAGUCCUAGCACAAGGACCGAGUUACAUUGCAAAAAGAUUCAGUGUGUUCAAUGUUAAUAAUGGGUAUCGAUUCCGAACAGAACAAAACAAAGUGAAGAGUUCAAUGUGACACAAAAUAGUGGUAUUAUGGUCAUUUCAAAGACUGAAAGUUAUGCAAGUACAAGUGAUAAUGCUCCAAAAUCUACAAAUAUCACAUAUUAUGGCAGAUUGAAUGAUAUUGUGGAGUUAAACUACUAUGAAAAAUUUAAGGUCAUCUUAUUUAAGUAUGAUUGGGUUGAUGUAACCAAAGGUAGAGGAAUUAAGGAAGAUGACUUGGGUUUCACACUUGUGAAUUUCGCACACCUGGCAGACUCUGGCGAUCGAGAACGUCAUGAGCCCUUUAUUUUUGCAGAACAAGCUCAACAAGUAAUAUUUGUGCAAGAUCCUCAAGAUCAUGAAUGGUUUGUCCCUAGGUUAAUUAAACCUCGAGACAUUUUUAAUAUGGGAGAAGAAAAUAGUGUGCAGUUUGAGUCAUCAACGCAAAGUGAUGCCACUGACUUGGCUCUUUUAGAAAAUGCUUGUGUUUUAGAAGAUGAGUAUAAUGAUUGAGUAAGAAGUGGUGUUGAUGGGAUAAUAAUUGAUACAAACGUAGAUUCUCAACCUUCUCCAAAUGAUGGUGAAGCUAAUGUUGAGGGAGAAAAUAACAUAGAAAAUGAAUGUGAUUCUGAAUAAGAUAGGUGGUACUUAUAGAAUAUUUUUGCUGCAAGUGUUAUGUAAUAAACUCUAAGGGUGUUAUUUUUUUGCUUCAGAAAUUUGAAUAUUGGAUGUUUGAGUGAAUUUA